AUGCAGGCUCCAUUGUUUUCGUUGUUACAUAAACAACAACGACCAACUGACAAUCAUCAUAUUGUCAAUCGACAUAAUGUCAAAUUUUUUAUUCGAAUAUUUGUUGGUCUUGCUUUGGCUCAUAUUAUUGGUCAACGAUUUCGACCGAUUACUGCUGCUCCACGUAGUACAAAAUCAAAUUGGAAAUAUCGACCACAAAAAAUACAAUCAACAGCUGCUUCUGUCGACCAAAUCGAUGAUGGAAAAACAACUAUUAUUACAACAACAACUGUUGCAUUAACUACAAUCGGUUGGAAACCUGGACAACGUAAAAAUUGUACUGAACCUUCCAUCGAUGAAUUUCCCGAAGAUCUUUUUACUCAAUCACAAAGACGUCAUGGAGCUAUUAUAUUUCAUUUUAUUGCUUGUCUUUAUAUUUUCAUUGCUAUUGCAAUAGUUGUCGAUGAUUAUUUUAUAUCAGCAUUGGAUAAACUUUGUGGGGCAUUAGGUCUUGAUGAAGAUGUUGCAGGUGCAACAUUCAUGGCGGCCGGAUCAUCAUCACCUGAACUUUUUACAGCUAUUAUUGGUAUUUUUGUGGCUAAAGGUGAUGUUGGUGUAGGAACAAUUGUGGGUUCAGCUGUAUUCAAUAUUGUUUGUGUCAUUGGUGUAUGUGGUUUAUUCGUUAAUGGAGCAAUUCGAUUGACUUGGUGGCCAUUAUGUCGGGAUUCUCUAUAUUAUUCGAUGUCAAUCUUAGUUUUAAUCAUAUGUUUAUCAGAUGGUCGUAUAACAUUAUUUGAAUCAGUAUUUCUUCUUGUAAUGUAUGCAGGAUAUAUAACCAUCAUGUGUAAUAAUCAAAAAUUACAACGAUUAUUUGUUAAUCGAUGGCAAAUAUUCAAAUCAUAUGGUGGACCAGCUGAGCCAAUAAUAAAUUAUGCUAAUACUAAAAAAACAUAUGGAAUGAACAAUACUUAUGAACGAUUUGAUGAUGAUGAUGGUAGUGCCUUUAAUAAAAAUACAUCAAUAGGACAAAAUCGUAUACCAAUUGAUGAAAUGAUUGCAAGAUCAUAUUUACCACUUGAUUUUGAAACAUCAGCACUUAAAUUAAUGAUGUCAAGAUAUUUUCGAACUCGAACUAGAUUUAAAAUGGCUGUUCGAUUUGUUAUUAGUCAAAUGCGAUCACAACAAGGACAAGGUGUAAUCCGUCCUCAAAAACCAGCAAAUGAAAGACGUUUUUCAUUUUAUCAAGGUCGUACACCAAGUUUAUUAGCAGCUGAAGACAAUUAUAAUGAUUGGAAAAAUAUUCCUGCUUAUAAUUAUGAUCCAAUAGGUUUUGUUAAAUGGGUAAUAAUAGCACCGAUUAAAAUUCUCUGCCAUUUUACUAUUCCCGAUUGUCGAAAUCCAAGAUGGUAUAAAUGGUACCCAUUUACCUUUGUCAUGGCUAUUGUUUGGUUAUGUCUAUUGACUUAUCUAAUGGUUUGGAUGGUCACAAUUAUUGGUUUUACAUUUGGUAUACCGGAUAGUGUUAUGGGUAUAACAUUUUUAGCUGCCGGUAGUAGUGUACCAGAUGCAUUGAGUAGUGUCUUAGUAGUUCGUCAAGGUCUUGUCGAUAUGGGUGUAUCGAAUACAUUUGGUUCGAAUGUAUUUGAUUUACUAGUUGGUCUUGCUUUACCAUGGUUUUCUAAAGUAUUAGUUAGUGGAGAAGCAGUACAUAUCAAUUCUAAUGGACUUAUGUACGAUUCUGUUCUUUUACUUGGCAUUGUUGCUAUAACGGCAAGAAAAAAAUUUUAA
Rotaria sordida is the source of this 1767-nucleotide messenger RNA. The record is from the annotation of a GenBank genome assembly. Lineage: Eukaryota; Metazoa; Rotifera; Eurotatoria; Philodinida; Philodinidae.